AUGGUCCUCAUUGGGAAGGCAGGUGUUGGAAAAAGUGCAACAGGAAAUUCCAUUCUUGGGAGAUAUGAAUUUAAGGUUUCAGCUGUUGCAUCCUCAGUGACAUCUAAAUGCGAGAAGAGGGCAGGAGUGAUCAGUUCUAGAGAAGUGCACGUCAUUGACACUCCAGGGCUUUUUGAUACUGCUAUACCAGCCCAGACGAUCCAGGAAGAGGCUAGAAGAUGCAUCAGCCUCUUAUCACCUGGGCCCCAUGUAUUCCUGCUGCUGCUCUCUGUGGGACGCUUCACCCAAGAGGAGAAAGAGACGGUGAAGAUAAUCCAGGAGAUAUUUGGAGAGGAAGCCAAGAGGUACAUCAUUGUGUGCUUCACCAGAGGUGAUUUUCUGGAGGAAGAGGGCUUAAGUAUUGAGCAGUACAUUCAGCAAGACCAUGCUGGGCUGAAAGGGCUGAUUGAGGAAUGUGGAGGCAGAUACCAUGUCUUCAACAAUAAAGGCAAGGACAUUCAACGCCAAGUCAACUCUCUGCUUAAGAAGGUUGACAUGAUGAUUCGGCAAAAUGGAGGAAGCUUCUACACCACAGCCAUGUUUGAGGAGACAGAAAGGCAGAUAAGAGCCAAAGAUAAGAGACUCAUGAUGCAAAAUCCAAAGGAAUUGCCGGCUAGCAUAUACUAUAACAUACCUAAAGACAUACAUUAUGAGGAAGCAUAUGGGGAAUCAGAACCUGUAUAUGUUGUUCUAUAUGAUAACCUGUAUGAAGAACUAACCACUGAGUCAGAGCAAAACCAGAGGGAAGUGCAGGAUGACAGGGGUACAUCUGGUGAGACAGUAAGAUAUCAGAUACAGCAACCACAGUCUAGCGUGGGUCAGCCUUUACCCAGUAUUCCAGUGCCCAUGGGAGAUGAAGCAGAAGACGCUGUAUAUGAAGAAAUGCAUUUCUGUGAGAAUGUAAGGAAAGAGGCAGAGAUAAAUCAAGCUUCUGAAUUGGCUCAGUCACAGGAAAGAAAAAUGAAAGCCGGGAAAGACACCCAACCUUCCUGCACAAUCGCAUAA
Messenger RNA from Clupea harengus (Atlantic herring), 1044 nucleotides. Its product is annotated as GTPase IMAP family member 7-like. Bases 1 to 1044 code for a protein of 347 amino acids. The transcript has a single exon. The record is from RefSeq and is a predicted model, not a curated record. NCBI's taxonomy places the organism in Eukaryota, Metazoa, Chordata, Actinopteri, Clupeiformes, Clupeidae.